Molecule: messenger RNA, 121 nt
Organism: Acaulospora colombiana
Lineage: Eukaryota; Fungi; Glomeromycota; Glomeromycetes; Diversisporales; Acaulosporaceae
Source: the annotation of a GenBank genome assembly
GUCAACCGCAAUAACGCGGAAGCCUUGUUCCAAUAUUGGCUUGCUGUGUACAGCGAAACGACCUCCGUAGUCGUUCAAACCGUGGACAAAAAGGAUGUCGGUGUUUCGUUGUUUAACCGCA